This is a messenger RNA of Leptonychotes weddellii (Weddell seal), 1767 nucleotides long. The record is from RefSeq and is a predicted model, not a curated record. Lineage: Eukaryota; Metazoa; Chordata; Mammalia; Carnivora; Phocidae.
CAUUUAGCAUAUGUUAAGCUCAAACGGCCUUUCCCUACAACCAAGAGCCAGCGUUAGGGCAUACAAGUGACUAUUUUGUCUUGAAACUCUGCUUUGGGAACAUCAAGGAUGGAUUAUCCCAAAAUGGAUUAUUUUCUGGAUGUGGAGUCUGCUCAUAGACUCUUGGAUGUUGAGUCGGCUCAGAGAUUCUUCUAUAGUCAAGGAGCUCAAGCUCGCCGGGCGACCCUGCUCCUGCCUCCCACAUUAAUGGCGGCAUCUUCGGAGGAUGAUAUAGACCGGCGGCCCAUCAGAAGAGUCCGCUCCAAGAGCGACACGCCGUACCUCGCCGAAGCCAGGAUCUCCUUCAACCUAGGGGCAGCUGAGGAAGUGGAGAGACUCGCGGCCAUGCGUUCAGACUCCCUUGUCCCAGGUACCCACACCCCUCCCAUCCGGAGGAGAAGUAAGUUUGCCAACCUGGGGAGGAUCUUCAAGCCUUGGAAGUGGAGAAAGAAGAAAAGUGAGAAAUUCAAACACACAUCUGCAGCCCUGGAAAGGAAAAUAUCAAUGAGGCAAAGCAGAGAGGAGCUGAUAAAACGAGGGGUCUUGAAGGAAAUCUAUGAUAAAGAUGGGGAGCUCUCCAUAUCGAACGAAGAUGAUUCGCUGGAAAACGGACAGUCCCUGAGUUCCAGCCAGCUGUCUCUGCCAGCCCUGUCCGAAAUGGAGCCGGUUCCCAUGCCCAGGGAUCCCUGCUCAUACGAGGUGCUCCAACCUUCAGACAUCAUGGAUGGGACAGUGUCUGAAGAGAGUCCCUCUGCCAGUGAGUCUGGAGUCCUCCUGUCCCAAGAUCCUUCAGCCAAACCAGUCCUGCUACUGCCCCCCAAAAAACCUGCUGCUUUCUCUGGAGACCAUGAGGAGACCCCAGUGAAGCAGCUGUCCCUUCUCAAGCAACCCCCCGCCCUGCCUCCCAAACCCACUGCCAGGAUUGCCAACCACUUAACAGAUCCUGGCGGCCCUGUGAAAUUGCCUUGUCUGCCCGUCAAACUGUCGCCUCCACUACCUCCAAAGAAAGUCAUGAUCUGCAUGCCUGUCGGGGGGCCAGACCUCUCCCUGGCAUCCUACGCGGCCCAGAAGAGCGGCCCGCAGAGUGGGGCCCAGCACCACCACACGGUCCUGCCGUCCCAGAUCCAACACCAGCUGCAGUACGGCAGUCUCGGCCCUCACCUCCCCUCCACCACCGGCUCCCUCCCCAUGCACCCCUCUGGCUGCAGGAUGAUCGAGGAGCUGAACAAAACGCUGGCCAUGACCAUGCAGAGGCUGGAAAGCUCUGAGCAGCGGGUCCCCUGUUCCACUUCUUACCACAGCUCUGGUUUGCACUCCGGUGACGGUGUCACCAAAGCGGGACCUCUGGGCCUUCCGGAAAUAAGACAAGUGCCAACUGUUGUGAUUGAAUGUGAUGACAAUAAAGAAAAUGUGCCUCACGAGUCAGACUACGAAGACUCUUCUUGCCUGUACACGAGAGAGGAGGAGGAAGAGGAGGACGAAGACGAUGACAGCGCACUAUACACCACCUCCCUGGCCAUGAAGGUGUGCAGGAAGGACUCCUUAGCCAUCAAACUCAGCAACAGGCCCUCCAAGCGGGAGCUCGAAGAAAAGAACAUCCUUCCCAGGCAGACGGAUGAAGAGAGACUGGAGCUGAGGCAGCAGAUCGGCACCAAGCUCACCAGGCGGCUGAGCCAGAGGCCGACGGCGGAGGAGCUGGAGCAGAGGAAUAUUCUAAAACGUAAGUGA